Leishmania mexicana MHOM/GT/2001/U1103 is the source of this 5346-nucleotide messenger RNA. RefSeq lists its product as hypothetical. Gene Ontology annotation, molecular function: protein binding. The transcript has a single exon. Lineage: Eukaryota; Euglenozoa; Kinetoplastea; Trypanosomatida; Trypanosomatidae. Bases 1 to 5346 code for a protein of 1781 amino acids. The record is from RefSeq and is a predicted model, not a curated record.
AUGGACAACCGCAACGCUGGUGUGUACAGCGACGCGGCAGACGUGCUGACGGUGCUGCACGACACAGUAGAGGUGUACGUGUCACUCAUGCAAGACAGUGAGGGCAAGCAACGCGGAUGCAAGACGGCGUCGGCAUCCGCGUCCUCGCCAUGUCUCACCAACUCUGCAGCGAUAGACCUCGCCAUCACGCAACAGCACAUUCAGGAAAAUGCUCCACGUUUGCUGGACUUGUGCGCGUCUGUGAGGAGCACGUUGCGCAGGGUCGCUAUGCUGCCCCGUCAGUCCUCGCGACGGAGCGACAGCGAGUCCUUAAGCACGUCUGACAGCGUGGGCAGUCCCACCACGACAGCAGAAGGCAAUGAACCCGUCCAUGGCCUCAUCACGCGAAAGCUCGGCGACAUCGUGGAGAAUACUCACAUGAUACGUGGACUCGUGAAGGUGCAGCAGGAGCAGGGGUAUUUGUUGCCGUCACACCUGUCUCGUACAGCGUCGCUAGCCUCGCCGGACGACAAUGACGGACCGCUUCUCAUGAAGCAGCUCAUCCGUGUGACGCUGUACAAUCUGGAGGACAUGGAGCGACUCCUGCGCGCCGCCUACCCGGACGAGCUAUCCACAGGCACUGUGAACUGGGGCGGAGAUGCGGUUGAUGAGGCGGAUAGGUCUACCCUGUUUCUGCACUCGCCACGUGUGCGUCGCACGCUGACACGCUCGCACGGACAACGUCUCGGCUAUAGCGGUGGCGGCGCCGAUCACGAAUGCCGCCGUGACUCCAGUGGUUACGGGCACAGCACCAGCAGCGGCGAUGGUGGCGGAGUGAACUCUUCAUUGGAGACGCCGCGCAGCUCGACCCACACGGCGCCGUACGUGCGACGCAGCCCCUCUUUCGACCAGGCAAACCUUCUCACCAGCUCAUGGGCGACAGUCAAUCAUGAAGACCACGACGGCGACAGCGAAGCCGCACCGACAGCACGCCUGACCGACACAACCCCCACGUCGCCCACUGGCACCUGCCCGGCAACAUCUAUGCAAGCGCGGUCGCAGCAGGCAGAUUCGCUGUCGUCAGCGUCGUCUUUCGUCGCUUCGGCGCCGAAGCCGUCCUCGCCGCGCGUCCGCUUCGUCAUUGGCGAGCCCCCUGAUUCCGAGGACCAGGGCUUCUCUCUCUCCGAGUGUACGCUAGCGUCCACGGCAGUCCCGAGGCCGUCCUCUCCUUGCGGCAGUAACCUGCUGUCAAACCCUGUGGCGCGGCUCAGCGGCACGGACAACCAUAAGCAGGGCAGCAACAUCAGCGGCAGCGGAAAUCGCGCCACCCUCUCUUCGCAGCCACUCCUGAGCGGUGAAGGUGACAGCACUAUGCAAGCUGCUUCCCUGGGGCACCAGCGUCCAUCGUCGGCGAGUGCUGCGCACUCGUCGACCACUUCAGCGGCAGCGGCGUCGCCAACGUUGACGGAGGCGGAGUGGAUGAACGCAGCCCCCGUCGUGCCCACGGUAGUCGAGGUGCGGCAGAAAACGGUGCCGUUCUUUGACAGCUGCAGCGACCGAGCGCCUGGCGACUCUGUCACUGCCUCAGCGCUCAGCACGGUCAUCAUCGGUGGCUCCCUCGACUCUUCGGCGAUGCAGUUGGGCGACGGCGCGCCACCCCGGUCCCGCAGCGGGAACAGCAGCGUCGGCAGCCGGAUAGGGAUAGCCCGCGCGCUGCCGCCGCCGGUCGGACUGCCACCCCGGUCACCGCGCCGGCAUGACCCGCAGCAGCCUGCCACUAGCUUAGCCUCCUCGUCUGGCGAUCAGCGUCUACCGCUUUCUCCGGACCCCGCUGGGGCAGACCCCAACAUGAGUGUGAGGACAUACCACAUGCAACGGCUCCCGGGCGAACUCUGGGGCGUUAUUAUCGAGGGCCAUCAAGCUAAGAUGGCGGCUGCCUUCCGUGAGGAUGUGGUGGACCUGUUCAAAUGUGGCGAAUCUUCCCCGACGCUGCGCAUUGAGGACGUGCGCGAGGUAAACUUCACCGUGGCAGGCGCGGACCUCUACAUCCGCAUAGAGCUGGAGCACCUGUGCUCGCUGGCGGAGUCCGAGAUCAAUACACGACUCAAUCUCUGCUCGUACCCGCUCAUGACGGGGCUGUAUGAAGAGUUCUUCAAUGCGCAUGAGACCAAGGAGCUCGACCCCGUCGAAGACAGCAUGGCAACGCCGGACAGCAUGGCAACGCCGGACAGCAUGGCAACGCCGGACAGCAACGUGCAUUCGAACGGCGGCGAUGGCACAGGAGACAAGGAGGAAAAGAGCGCAAGCAAUGGUAGCGUUCAACAGUGCUCCUUGAGUCUCGCGAGUGACCUGAACGCUACCGAAGCCACUGCAGACGACUCGGCGGCUGUUGCGCGCACACCAUCACUGCUGAUCACAACAGACUCGCGCACAAUGUCGGUGGUGGGCGGCUCGGCAGCAACGUCCUGCGUUUUCAGCACGCCAAACCUGAGAGCCACCGUUGAAGACAGUGAAAGCUUGGGCGAGACGGGGCGUGAAGCCUCCGCUUCUGUCGCCCCGUCUGCCCUCGUCAGCGUCGAAAACAGCACUCACCUCCGGGACGGAGUCGCAUCGGCGUCGGCAUCGCGUCAUCCGCAUACAGUGCGUAUUCCGGGUGCGCAAUGGGCACGUCUGCUGCUCUCGCCUGUGCCGGAGAAGAACGAUCUAAGGUCCGCCUUUGUCCAGGACACGGGCGUGGCUCUUGGCGUACUGCCGUCCGAGGCCCGCGAGGCGUGCCAGGAGGUGCGCUUCUCCUUUGGCAGCCUUGUCGUGGACUUUAUGUGGGACAAUGCGGAGCUCUACCCGGGUGCGGAGCCGCUCUCGGCGCCAGAGAUCGACACAGUUCUGAAAAACUGCCCGUACACCUCUGUGCGUGCCUUCUACACCAAAGCCUGUACGGCGCUCCACCUCGACGACGAUCUCGCGGUGCUGCCCGCGGCGAAGCGCGGCAGCAGCUCCGGCGGUGGCAGCACCGCUGAGUCUGUCGUCCCUCAGCUCAUCCUGCCGAAUAAGUCGCAGCUCGGCCUAACUUCAGACACGGACAACGCGCUGGCGCGCGACAUGAGCGGCAAUGCAGAGAAGGGAGAGGCGGUAUCGGUGCCCAAGUCGAACAAGAAGGACAAGCUGUCAACAGCGCGCUUGCCCAUGACGCCACAGCUGGCGCAGACAGAGAGGGCACCGUCAACGUUUCCGUCUACUGGGGCGACGGUACUCUACGCAGCAGACAGUGCAGCGACGGUGUCGAGGAAAGUGGCCUCGUCACAGCAGCAGCGAGGUACCCCGCUACUUCCGUUUAAUCGGAUGGACAGCACCAUGUCGAAUGCGUCAGUAGAGGCCGAGCCCCGCGUGGCUGUUCCCCAGCCAACGGUCGGCUUCCACAAACACUCACGAGCUGGCACACCUCGCGUCGGUGCCACCGCAACGGCUAACGCCAACGCCGCCGACUCUCGGUCCUCGAAGGUGGCUGCGCGGCGCACCGUACCAAUGAGCUCGCAUGAGCCGGCAACAUUGAACCAAUUCGCCCUUCUCCAUGAGGUGUCGGUUCAGGUGCUGCGCCAGUGGAACCCCGCGCUGGUGGAGCUGGACGCCGACGCCGUCAUUCCAGCCACUGUCACUGUGUACGUUCCCCGCCUCUCGCCCUCCGCCGGCCGCGCACGUGGGCAAGCGGGGCCAGGUGUCACCUCCAAGGCUGGGCGCCACCGCCACAUAACCGACACCACCCUUGCAGAUAUGACAAGCGAUACUCCUCACAGCCCCACAGCGCGCCACCCCGCACUGGUUGCUCAUCCAAACACCAAGGCGACCGCAGCAGCUGCAGCGUCACGCGCGGUAUCGACGCCUGCCUCCUCAUCUCACGCGGUAGCUUCCCCAAAACCACCGGCACAGGCGAGCGAGCCGGAGAACGCGAAGAGCAGCACCAUCAUCGCCAUCUCCAAGAAGAACAACACCCCCGCUGUUGUCACGCCGCGCCGGCCACCACCACUUUCCAUGGAGGACGUCGCGAAGUGCCGCUCCUUUCUCACUCCAGCCACGGCGCUGAGUUCAACGUUGUCCGCUGCCGCACCAGUCGCAGAACUGGCUCCGCCCGCCUCUCCCUUCCCCAUGACGACGUCUCACUCGGCCUCCCCAGUCCCGGAGGCACCGGCAGCUGCAGGCGCCAAGGUUCCACCUGGUGCUGUCGAAGUGGCCGUGGCACCCGUUCAGCCCGACGCCGCCUCCAUCAAGCCGAUGGCGCCGUUUUCGUCUGCCGAGCAGGCCCCGAGCGCUAGGAGCACACGCGAAGUGUUGCCGCAGGCUCCGCAGCCUGCCGGGAACACGGCAACGGUGGCGACGGCAGGAAGCCGAGUUCCGUCGGCGCACACGGUGUAUCAGCUGUUCAAGCCGGAGACCGCGCAGGUCGCCGAGCCAAGAGGAAUCGAGGCGGUCUUGGCAGCUCAUAGUCUCCCUUGCCUGCAUCUGGACGGACUGGCGGUCAAGGUGGCUGCAGCUGCUGACGACGGUGCUCGUGGCCGCACUGUUGGCGAGAAUCAUGUCGACCACGAGAACCACAAGAAAGCAGUGGAUGGGUCAGCAAUGCUGUUGGAGUGGGACCUGGGCCUGCGUCUCGACAACCUCACGGUAGUGCAGGUGCGGUGCGGCUCUGUGGCUGCGCGGGCCAACGUGCAGCCCGGCGACACGCUGCGCACGAUGAAUGGGCAGACGCUUCUCUGUCGGAGUGACUUCGAGCAUGCCAUGGCGCAGCAGCACAGAAAGGGAAGUGAAGAGCACAUGUUGUUCGUAACGGCGAUGACCAGUCGCGGCAUCCCUACAACGUAUCGUCUUCGCCUUCCGCCGCUUCGCCGCGACAGCGCGACGGUGCAGCCCGGUCUGCCACUGCAGCAUGACUUGCAUCAUUCUUCGCCACUGGCAGCGCAGCAGCAGGCACAGCCACCCCCACGAAGAGUAAGGUCCCUCUCCGCACGGAUGUCAAGUGCAGCGAGAGGUACCCCGCAGCAGCAGCGGGGACUGCAGCCCGCUACUCAAAACUCCUCGAGAGUGCCAGUGAAAAGGGCAGAGCCGACAUCUGCCCGCACGCCCGUGAGCAGUCUCAGUGCGGCUGCGCGGGUGUCACGCGUAGUUCCGGUUAACACGAACGCGGUGAUGCUGUGCACCAUGAAGCCGCUAGACAUGGUCCGCACUCUGCCGAUCGAUGCAGCCGGUGCUGAGUCCUUGCCAGAGUCGGCAUGGGGGACAGACCGCGAUGGCAGUCCGUCCCCCCGCACGCGAGCGUACGUCGCGGAGGCGAUAGUCGGCAUAUACAACGGGGCAGCAGAAAGGCACAAGCGGUAG